AUGGAGUUGAUUGAGAAUCAGCCUGGAAAGAAUGCGCCGGCAAAAUCAACGCAAUCCCAGAUUCCUUCUCUUCCUACCAGGUCUCCUACUCUUGCUCCUCACCAACCUUCUCAUCAACCUCCCCAGCUAGUCAGAACUGAUGCUGCCGAGUUAAAAAGGCGCAGAGAGCAAAAGGGGAAGGAUGUGGUGGAUGCUGGCAAGUCCCGUCCGACCCGGGAGGAGGAUGCCCAGCGAGCUACAAAGCAGCAAAAAACUAGCCACCCGGCUCAGCGAGGCCAGGAGAGGUCUAACAUUCAACUUCCUGAGCCACAAGCAUGGUUGCCAGCACCCAUGCACGGUGGGGAGCCUCUACGAGAUGAUGCAUCUAUUAGGGACUUCAAUGGUGGCUUUGGGUUUCACAUGGCCUCGGCUAUAGAGGAGGCUUUGUUACUCCCAAGAGACAUGGCCAAAAUAAAAAAUGUAAGGAAUAAUGAACUCAUCCUCAAUAAUAAAAGAUAUUUGGGAAUGAUUAUCCAAAACACUUUUAAGCUGGAUGAGAUACUCAAUAGCUGCUACAAUCAGCUAGAGGAUGAAAGGAAGAAACAGGCGAUGGCUGUACAAACUUUGACAACAUCCGAGCAAGACUUGGCUGCUGCGAAGAAGAAAUUACUUGUUGAGGAGCAAGCUUGCAAGAGCACUGACUCAGCCUUGGAAGGCUUUCAAAAGCAAGCCGAGGACCAGGAAAAGCGCUUACGUGAAGCAAAUGCAGAACUAAAAGCUACCUGGGAGCAAGUUGCAGUCCUUAAGAAGCACUUGGAGGAAACCCAAAAGCUGAGGGAGCAAGCUGAAAAGUCCAGGGAGGAAGCUGAGAGAGCAAAGGCUGAGGUUGAACAGGCAAUGAAUGAGGCUGAACAGAAAGGCUAUGAAAUCGGUGUGGCUGAGAUGGAGGAGACACUAAGAGCAGAGGUGCCAAUGUUGAGGAAGCCAGAGAACGUGUUCUACCCUGAAGCAAUCUACACCUCAGCUUCUCCAUCCAGUCAAGCUGAAGACACUCUCUCAACCAUUAAUCCUAAUGAGGAGGUUUUGCCUCCAAGUCUUCCUUCUCCUGGCCAACUAAAACCAGCUAAAGGGAAUAAUGCCCCUCCAGAAUCCUCCUUGGACAAGACUGCAGUUGCUUCUGAAGCAGAGGUGGCCUCUCAGGGCUUUCAACAGGAUUUGACUUCCACAGUCAUGCCAGCUGGGGGAGCUACUAAGGAUAAAGAGGGAGUCACUACCUCGGAGGCAGAUAAAUCAGCCAACCAAGCUCCAAAGCUCCAAAUUAAGUUGAAAAAAUAG
This is a messenger RNA of Quercus lobata, 1314 nucleotides long. RefSeq names its product golgin subfamily A member 6-like protein 6. The transcript is spliced from 3 exons. The coding region runs from base 1 to 1314 and encodes 437 amino acids. The record is from RefSeq and is a predicted model, not a curated record. Lineage: Eukaryota; Viridiplantae; Streptophyta; Magnoliopsida; Fagales; Fagaceae.